CACUGUUGGAAACUUGUUUUUAUUAUUUUCCUCCCCCUUGCCGUCAACACCCAGGAUUGCUAUAAGUCACUUUCCCCCCCCCCCCCCCCCCCUUAAAUCAACCGAACCUAAAUGAGCCUUUUUGAUUUAUUUCGUGGCUUCUUCGGCGUUCCCGGCGGCCAUUUUCGUGGUCAAAGGGACCCCUUCUUUGAUGCCAUGACCCGUGAUGAGGACGACGAUGAAGACGACGGCUUCUGCUAUGAUGGCUUAAGGGGGGACGGGCAGGACCCCUUUGACAGCGCAUGGAAGUUUGGCUUCAGCUUUAGUCCCGAGGGGAUGAGAAUCCAAGAACCUCCUCUGUUUGGAAACGUCCUCAGGGAGAUGGAGGAGAUUUUUUCCCAGCUGGGAUGCUGGGACUCGCAUGCCGGUAUUCCCAGCAUUGCGCCACCGCCGCUUCACGAAGGAAGACGCGGGUCCAGCGGGAACCCCCUGAGAGACUUCAUGCUCAAAUCUCCUGACCGUGACGGACAAAGAAGAAAUGAUGUCCGUCCUUUCUAUGAGUCACCACAAUUCCCGAGCUCCACCCCUUUUUCAAAAUUCACUGAUGUUUGGAGACAAAGACUACAGAAAACUCCAGAAGAUGACUGUAAAGAAGACAGAGAUCUGGACUCUGCCGUAUCCUCUGGCAGUUUGGAUCAGAUUCUGGCGUCACCCGCUGACCAGGUGCCGAGUCAGCAGCCUCAGAACAGGUCCUUCUUCCAGUCCAUUACCGUCACCAAAGUGCUGAAGCCUGAUGGGACGCUGGAGGAGCGGCGCACGGUCCGAGACAGCCGAGGCAACGAGGAGACCACCAUGACCCGCUCGGGAGGCCGUGGCGGUCACGAGGGACCAGAACAUCAAACCGGACCUGCCCUACCAGGUACUUCCUCUUCAGACAUGAGGGAUGACGACAGCGACUUCUUCUCAAAGCUCUUUGGGGGCUUUAAAUGACUUCAUUCUAACACACACACAUUUUAUUUAUGUUGUAGAGUUGAACUUAAUUGUACGCUGAUGCCGCAAGGUGAGAUAAUUUUGCAGAAUAAUGCCUAAUUACUACAAUGUAUUUAUUUUUGUAUUGCCUUUGUUGUGUUUGUUGAAUGAAAAUAAAUAAUGUUGACAAUUGUUAUAAUGUAGAAACAAA
Messenger RNA from Phyllopteryx taeniolatus (common seadragon), 1159 nucleotides. It is a transcript of the gene hax1, whose product is annotated as HCLS1 associated protein X-1. Gene Ontology annotation, biological process: negative regulation of apoptotic process; regulation of actin filament polymerization. The transcript is spliced from 7 exons. The record is from RefSeq and is a predicted model, not a curated record. Gene Ontology annotation, cellular component: mitochondrion; apical plasma membrane; clathrin-coated vesicle. NCBI's taxonomy places the organism in Eukaryota, Metazoa, Chordata, Actinopteri, Syngnathiformes, Syngnathidae. Bases 112 to 969 code for a protein of 285 amino acids.